UUAUCAAAUACGUAAAAAAAUAAAUAUCACGUGGUUUAGUGCGAUUCUCCUACAAUAUUUUCUUUCGAAAUAAUCACUAUCAUGAAUUUUUGAUUUUUUUAUUCUUAGAUUCUUAUAAAUGGUUGUUAUAUUCUGUGAUGGUGCUCCCGAGAUCUUAGAUUCUACCAUAGUAUACAGAUUGUAAGAUUUAUUCAAAAUGACCGAAGUUAAUGAAAUUAUUACAACUUUUGAAAAAUUGACUGUAAAUCCAUUGGACUAUCUAAAUGUACAAACCAGUUUAUCUGAAGAAGCAACAAAGUUAUUGAAACUACUUUAUGAUACUACAAAGAAAGUUGAAAUAAAGACAAACGAUGUCGAAGAUGAUACUCUUCCUGAACUAAUUGUGGAAGAUUUCGAUGAGGAACAAAUAUGGCAAGAAUUGGAACUUCAAAAUUCAGCUCGAUUAAAAUUGUUGGCUAAUACUAUUAAGAAGUUUUCUAAUAACGAUUUGAUUUUUAUCAAUGCAUCUGAUGAAUCAUACCAAAAGAAAUCUGAAGUAGAUAUGGAUGGAUUUGAAAAUUCUGAAAAUUUAGAAGAUUCAGAUGAAAAUGAAGAAUUGGAAGAUGAAUAUGACUCAGACAAGGAUAACAUUUCUGAUUUAGAAGAUUCAAAUUCUAAAUUAAAGUAUAAAAAGUCAAUAGUCGAUGAUGAAUUUUUCAAAUUGUCUGAAAUGGAAAACUUUCUCUUAUCUGAAGAAAAACUGGAGUCUACCAAAGAUAAACCAAAAAAACUUGAAGAUGAUAUUGACUUGUUUCAAGAUCUACAAUCUGAAAAUGAGGAGGAUGAAGAUAAUUUUGGUCCUAUGUAUCAAGAAUUCUUUGAAAAAAAUUCAAAAGUAUCUGGAAAAAAUAUCAAAUCUAAAAAAAAUGUUAGAUUUGCGAUGGAUGAAGAUAGUAGUGAAGACAAUGAAAAGAAUAUUAAUGAAAUUGGUGAAAAAGAUAAUGAACAUUUAUCUACUCUAGAAAUGAGAUCAGCACGUCUUCAAAAACGCAUAGCUAAAUUAGAAGAAGAAGCAGUAUCUGAUGACAAACCUUGGGCUCUGAAGGGCGAAGUUGCAGCUAAGGACCGCCCUCAAAAUUCUUUAUUAGAAGAAGCUGUUGAAUUUGAUGUCUGUACUCGUCCAGCACCAGUUAUAACUGAAGAAACAACAGUUAAAUUGGAAGAUAUUAUUUUACAAAGAAUUAAGGAUAAAGCAUGGGAUGAUGUUGAACGAAAAAUAAAACAAAUUAAAGCACCUCAAGAAUUUAGAAAACAAUUGGUGUUGAAUCAAGAGAAGAGCAAAGAUAGCUUAUCUCAAAUUUAUGAAAAAGAAUUCAUUAAACAAAGAGAAGCGGCGGACCCUGAAAACAAAAAUAAACCUGAGGAAGAACCAAAAGAACAUAAAGAAAUUGAUUUAAUGAUAAAAGAAUUGUUUAGAAAACUAGAUGCACUUACUAACUAUCAUUACACUCCUAAACAGGCUAUUCCCGAUUUGAAAAUUGUGAAUAAUUUACCAGCUAUAUCUAUGGAAGAAGUAGCUCCUACAACUACUACUGAUGCAUCAUUAUUAGCUCCUGAAGAAAUACAAAGUAAAUUCCAAGCACCAAUUCUUGGGAGAGAAGAACGUACUAGUACAGAUAAAAAGCGUGAGCGACGAAAAAAGAAGCAUUUGCAACAUAAAAAACGUAUAUUCAAGGAAUCUAAAGCCAAAGAAAUGGAAAAACGUGGUAUUAAACCAAAUAAAAACAAAGAAAGUGCAUUAAAAGAAUUGAAGCGUUUAACAAGCAGUGGACAUCAAGUCAAAGAAUUGAAAUCUGUUGAUGAUAAAAGUAUGAAAACAUCUACAGACUUCUUUUCUAGACUACAGGAUCAAGCCAAAAAUGAAAUAAACGGGAAGAAAAGAAUUAAGAAAGAAAAUGAUAAAAAUAAUUCUAAAAAGUUUAAAAAGUGA
This is a messenger RNA of Sipha flava (yellow sugarcane aphid), 1969 nucleotides long. Its product is annotated as U3 small nucleolar ribonucleoprotein protein MPP10. The record is from RefSeq and is a predicted model, not a curated record. The transcript has 11 exons. Bases 197 to 1969 code for a protein of 590 amino acids. Gene Ontology annotation, biological process: rRNA processing. Gene Ontology annotation, cellular component: Mpp10 complex; sno(s)RNA-containing ribonucleoprotein complex; small-subunit processome. Lineage: Eukaryota; Metazoa; Arthropoda; Insecta; Hemiptera; Aphididae.